Messenger RNA from Adineta ricciae, 1041 nucleotides. NCBI's taxonomy places the organism in Eukaryota, Metazoa, Rotifera, Eurotatoria, Adinetida, Adinetidae. The record is from the annotation of a GenBank genome assembly.
AUGUCAUGUUGGAACACAAAAAAAUCACGAUAUCUCAAUCGAUCAGAUAUUAUCGAAAACCACCCGUACGCAGUUCACUUCGACGUUUAUUGUCAACCAAAGAAUGAAUCAGUGCCUGAAGAAUUAGGCUCAUGGCAUUACCCAGUCUAUUUUGAUUUUCUUCCUGUACAUCGGUUAGCACCUGUACUGAAGUUUCCUGCUUGGUUCAAUGAUACUACGAAUUCUCCAUGCCAAAACAAUACUUGUCCACUGAAUACUUAUUGUAAACCGUUCUUCACGAUUAAUACCAAUGCCAUGAAGUACUAUUGUUCUUGUAAAAGUGGAUUUUAUGGCAAGAAAUGUCAACAAUAUCAAUCCAAAUGUGAAACAUAUUGUGCAAACGAUUCCAUUUGCAAAUACACGCAUCGUGGAAUUUUGUCCAACACACAAAAUCCGUUUUGUAUUUGUCCAUUGAAUCGUUUUGGAGCGCGAUGUCAUUUACGUCAUGAGGAAUGUGACGAAAAUGUAUGCCUGAAUAAUGGAACGUGUCAUGUGACUCGUGAUCCAAGCGGAGAACGAUCAUUUGUUUGUAUUUGUUCGUCCUUCUUUUUCGGAUAUCGAUGUCAAGAAGAAAGAGCGUCUGUUCGAGUUAAAAUUGUUGAUUUAACAUUCACUCAACCAGUCGCAGUGCUUGCACAAUUCUUUGAUGUCCAUAAUCGUUCUUUCGAACUACAGUUUCGUCAUCAAAUAGUUUAUACACAUGUACCGACAACUAUUCUUUACAAUCAUGACCAAACAUUUGUUCCAACCAUAGGCGUUCUUCAAAUCUAUGAGCACUCUUCAGAAACACCUUUAUACUAUAUCAUGUAUAUUCAAUAUUCGAUUCCUCAAAUCAAUGUUACAUCAUCACCUGCUCAUUGUCCAAAUGUAUCCAGUAUCGUGAAAUUACCAUUCAGCGUUUACAAAUAUCAUCAUAUCUGUCGGAAUAAUUCGAAUUUAUUCUGUUUCUACGAUUUGUAUUAUCUUUGUAUUUGUCAGCAAGAUCACUACCGUGUGAAUUGA